GCCACUGAAAAUAAAGGUGAGAGGAACUCCACACAAUAUGAGAACUGCUUCAGUUUUUGUGCAGUUUUUUGUGCUGUUUGCUGGACCACAUGGAUUCAUUAGAUCACCGACUCUUUUCAAAGUCACUGAAGGAGAGAAUUUAACAGUCACAUGUCAGGUUUAUUAUUUGGGAAAUACUAAAAUCUUUUGUAAAGCUGAUUGUGACAAAAAAAAAAAAAGAAAACAUUCUGGUUCAGACUGCAGGCUCCCGUCAGCAGAACAGCAGAUACAGUAUUGAAGAGAAACAUCAAUCAGGGUUUUUGCAUAUGUCUGUGAACAUUACAGAUGUGCACAGAUCAGACGCAGGACUGUACCAGUGUGGUCUGGAUUAUGGGCAGAAAAACUCAACCAUGGUGCAAUUUCAAAUUGAGGUCUCCCCUGCACAAACGUCCUCAUCUCCAGCUGCUGCUUUCAGAACAACUGUAACCACACAACCGCACAAUGCAGCAGAACACCAGAGUACCACACAGGAAUUACCCAUGUCGAGUCCAUCUGACCAUCAACAGCAGAAAUAUUCAACAACAACCAGAUCUGUGCCAUAUGUGUUUAUCCUGGCUGUGCUGUUCCUGUGCUUACUCAUAUUUUUCAUUCUCUGCUGGAAAAUGAGAAACAUGAAAUCUAAAGACCUUGCAGAAGUACAGGAGGGUGAACAUGAUCCAACAAUCGAGACUGAAGACUCCUGUAAAAUCACAUACUCCAGUGUAACGUUUAAACUGAAGGAGCGCCCAUCCCUCAGCAGUGCCCCCCAGUGUCAGUCUGAGGCAGUGGUCUACGCAGUUCCUCAGUUCAGAUCUGAAGAGGCGCAUGUGGAAUGUUAACUGACAUACUGUGGCUUUAGAGGGAAAAUGUGGAGCACUAUAAAGGAACCAUCCAGACAAUGAACAACGACAUUUAGCCUUUUGUAAUGUGGCCAAUAAAGGACCACAUGUUACAUCUCAACUAUCUGACAUAGUGUGUGUAACAACAAUUAAAACAAAAAAAGAGUUUGGCUCUGUGGGCAGAACCCUUAAGGACCCUAAAGUCAUUAAAGGAAAUGUUAAGCAAGCUGACAUUUUCUCACUGUAAUUUAUUUGUAGUUCAUUUGAUUAUUUGUAUAUUUUUUGUUGAAUUUAGCACAUAAAUAAAGCACACUCUAACCAACUUAUUUCUUAUUUAGUUUCAGGUUCCAUGUCUUUUCUUGAUUGCAGCUUCAACUCACACUUCAUUUUUUCCCCACAAAAAAAUGAUCUCCCCCCCAUGCGAAAUUUCUAUAAUUUCUAACUGGAAAUCAUGACAUCACAUAAUAAUUCCAAGCCUGAGAUAUGAGAGAGGCGUGACAAGUGGCACCUGAGAAAGGAAGGAAAUGAUGUGUGACUUUGUGCAGCUGAAAAGUGUUCGCAGUCAGUCAGAACCCAAAAGUGUCAAGGACAUCAGUUGAACAUGAACAUGUGUUCACUAUUGAUGCUGUUUGUUGUGUUGUGCCAUGGAAGACUAUUAUUCAGCAAAACAGAGACUAAAGUGAUUGAAGCAACAGAAGGACACAAUUUUACAGCCCAAUGUUUACUUUAUUUCAAUGGAAACAAAAAAAUCUUCUGUCAAAAUGACUGUAAAGGGAAAGAAGACACUUUGGUUGAGACUGCAAACAACCGACUGCAGAAUGGAAGAUACGGCAUUGAAGUUAUCAAAGAAUCUCACACGCAAGUACUACAAUUAAAUGUGAUCAUCACAAACGUGAGAAGAUCUGAUGCUGGGUCAUACACAUGUGGUCUGGAACAUGGAGAGAUUUCAACAUUUAUAUUAAAAGUCAUCAGUGAUUCAUACAGAAGACUUCAAAUGUAUGAUGCAAAAUUGGAAACCCCAACACCAGGUUUGACCCUCGGAGCUGCUCCCACCACAUCCCUCCAUAAUGUGACACCAGCACAGACGACACAAAGGACACAAGAAGCAUCUGAAGUGACGAGCUCACAGCAACCUCAGGAGGAGCACAACUCAUCCACACUGUCUGUUGUGCUGCAGUAUGUUGCUGUGAGUGUAACCACCAUUCUGAUUAUUGUAUCAGGGAGUAUUUUGAUUUGGUGCUGGAAAAGGAAAACCAAUAGACCAACAGCUGCUGCUGAUGACUGUGAAACUCCAGAGUAUGAAAACUACCGUGUUGCUGCAGUGAAGGAGUCUGCAGACUGCAUUUACCAGAACCUCCCUGUGGACAACAUGGACCCAAACCAAACCUACAGUAACAUAUGAGACCAAGUCAAGACAAGUGAGGACAUGUAGAACACCUCAAGUAUGAUGUCACUCCAUCCAAGUGUCAGUUGUCAUUAGUUCAAUGGAAUAUAGAUGUUUUGGUCAAAUUAAUAUGGACCCCGUGUUUAAAAAAUGUAAAGUGCUUGAAUCCGACUACACUGAGGCAAUCUCUUUUCUCAGAUCCAACACCAGCCCACUUUUCGUAAUUUAACCUUUCUUACUUUUUAACUCUGAAGUCAAAAUAAUAAAGUGAAUAAGUUCAACUCUG
Boleophthalmus pectinirostris (great blue-spotted mudskipper) is the source of this 2527-nucleotide messenger RNA. RefSeq names its product CMRF35-like molecule 5. Bases 1459 to 2259 code for a protein of 266 amino acids. The transcript is spliced from 13 exons. Gene Ontology annotation, cellular component: cell surface; plasma membrane. The record is from RefSeq and is a predicted model, not a curated record. NCBI's taxonomy places the organism in Eukaryota, Metazoa, Chordata, Actinopteri, Gobiiformes, Gobiidae. Gene Ontology annotation, molecular function: transmembrane signaling receptor activity.